Messenger RNA from Protobothrops mucrosquamatus (brown spotted pit viper), 1226 nucleotides. RefSeq names its product spermidine synthase (gene SRM). Gene Ontology annotation, cellular component: cytosol. Gene Ontology annotation, biological process: spermidine biosynthetic process. Gene Ontology annotation, molecular function: spermidine synthase activity. The coding region runs from base 1 to 885 and encodes 294 amino acids. The record is from RefSeq and is a predicted model, not a curated record. The transcript has 8 exons. NCBI's taxonomy places the organism in Eukaryota, Metazoa, Chordata, Lepidosauria, Squamata, Viperidae.
AUGGCUCCAGCGGGGAUCCGCAAUGGCUCCAGCGGGGAUCUGCAAUGGCUCCAGCGGAGCGAGCGGGAAGCGGGGCCCGGCGGGGCUUUGCUGUGCAGCCGACCCAGCCCAGCUCCCGUCCUGGCGGGACCCUCUCCCCUUUACAGCAAAACCUACGGGAACGUCCUGGUCCUGGACGGAGUCAUCCAGUGCACCGAGAGGGAUGAGUUCUCCUACCAAGAAAUGAUUGCCAAUCUCCCGCUGUGCAGCCAUCCAAAUCCUCGGAAGAUUCUAAUUAUCGGCGGUGGCGACGGAGGCGUCUUAAGAGAAGUGGUGAAGCAUCCUUCAGUUGAGUCGGUAAUACAGUGUGAAAUCGAUGAGGACGUGAUCCAGGCCUCGAAGAAAUAUCUCCCGGGCAUGGCGGUGGGCUAUUCCAGCCCGAAGCUGACCCUCCACGUUGGGGACGGCUUUGAGUUCAUGAAGCAGAACCAAGAAGCUUUUGACGUGAUCAUCACCGAUUCUUCUGACCCCAUGGGUCCUGCCGAAAGCCUGUUUAAGGAAUCCUACUACCAGCUGAUGAAAACCGCCCUGCGGGAAGAUGGGAUCCUCUGUUGCCAAGGGGAAUGCCAGUGGUUGCACCUUGACCUCAUAAAGGAGAUGCGCCAGUUCUGUAAAUCUCUCUUUCCGGUGGUUGAGUACGCCUACUGCACCAUCCCGACCUAUCCCAGUGGCCAGAUUGGCUUCAUGCUUUGCAGCAAAAAUCCAAACACCAACUUCAGGGAACCGGUCCAGCUACUUUCCCAGGAAGAAGUAGAGCAAAUGAGCCUUAAGUAUUACAACUCGGACAUCCACCGAGCCUCUUUCGUCCUGCCGGAGUUCGCACGAAAGGCACUGAGUACCGUGUAAAAAACACCACCGGACAGCUUGGCCUCUUCCCUUGAACUUCUGGGAGGGGGGGGGUCUCAAAAAGUGGCAUCGUUCCUUCGGCGAUGGCUCGGCCCUCCUCCUGUCUGCGCUCCAGGCACCCUCUCUGCCAGCUGGACGUUCCUUCCUGUUAUGUAUUUAAAGAAAAGGACUUGGCGUUUGGCCCAUGGCAAGCGUCCAGAAUAUCUGCCCGGGCCUGGGUGGCAGGCUCUGCUGUUUCCAGAACGGAGUAUUCACCCAGCUGCCCGCCGGCCUUUCCUUUUUAACUGCCCCAACUUGUGGAUCUGUAUUUAUAGCUAGCAAAUAUAUGCCUCCCUUCCGGG